AUGGGUAAUUGCAUGGAUCCACCUUCGUUAACUCAGCUAAACAAAAAGGAAAUCAAGCUUAAGUUUGACAAAGAAGAAACCGCAAUGGGGCCGGAAUAUCGCCAGAAAACUACUGAUGAUCAAACACUUAAAGUUCUCACUGCAGAAAAGGCAAGAGCUCCUCAACAAUCUCGAACAUACGAAAAAGGUACUGUUAGGGUAUAGCCCAGGACGGCAUUUAGCUCGACCUGGGCUAGGAGAUUCACCGCAACUAGUGGAGUUGGUCCUGCUCCAUAAGUUACAAGCCAAUUUCGUGAAUUGACAAGUAAGUAUAUGCCUGCUAUGUCAACUUGUGGAUUUGAUUGGCAUUUAUGGAGUCAGGCCAAAUCCAAAAGUUGCAUCGGAAGUGCUAUCCCAGGACGAGCUAAACGCUGACCUGGCCUAUAUCAGUGUUCUAA
Blepharisma stoltei is the source of this 437-nucleotide messenger RNA. NCBI's taxonomy places the organism in Eukaryota, Ciliophora, Heterotrichea, Heterotrichida, Blepharismidae. The record is from the annotation of a GenBank genome assembly.